AUGGGGAGAUCAAAAAUCAAAGUGGAACUAAUUCAAGAUCACAAGAAGAGAAUGACAACUUUAGUGACACGGAAAGCUGGCUUAGUCAAGAAAAUUUCGGAACUCUCAAUACUUUGCGAUAUCAAAGCAUGCAUGAUCAUACAUGAAGGAAAUAAUCAUCAAUUGUGGCUGAAUGAUCCAAAUGAAGUUAUAGAGCUAAUAGAUCUCUACAAAAACCAACCAUUCCAAGGCCGAAGCAAAAGGGGUAAGACCUUGUCCAACUAUUUCAAAGAUGAUGAAAAGAAAAGGGCUGAGAUCAAAGUAGAAAAGGAUCCUCCCACUUGGGAUUCAAGAUUUGACUAUUUCGAAAAUGAUGAAAAGAAGAAGGCUGCGAUCAAAGUAGAAAAGUAUCCCACUUGGGAUUCAAGAUUUGACUAUUUAUCUCAAAAAGAAUUACAAAAUCUUGCUGGUGUUGUUGAGAUUAGAAUGGACAAGGCAAAAGAAAAACUCGAAUUGUUGAAGAGCAUGAAUGUUCAUAUUAGAAGUUCCUCACUAUCUCAUCAACAAAUAUGGGACUACAACUUGAUGAACCAAACAUCUCUAUGGCCUAUUUCUAAUGUGAAUUCUUUCACCGAUUACAACAACUUCUUUCAAUCAAGUAUUCCAAUUAGUGGUGUGAAUUCAAUGGGAGCAGGGAUGGAUAAUGGGCUUCUUACUAUUGAGGAUUACCAAUUUUGCAAUGCAAAUUAUUCUAUGAUGAAUGAGGCUGAAAACUGGUCGGCAAAUGAUGGAAUUGGUCCAAGUUCCACAAUGCAGCAUAUGACAAAUAAUGGAGUUGGUUCAAGUUCGACAAUGCAGCCUAUGGGGAAUAAUUAUGGGAUUGGUUCAACUUCGACAAUGCAACUUAUGGGGAAUAAUGGAGUUGGUUCAAGUUCGACAAUGCAGCCUAUGGGGAAUAAUUAUGGGAUUGGUUCAACUUCGACAAUGCAACCUAUGGAUCAGUACCCUUUCAUAUACAAUGAUUCUACUCGUGAUAUUGGUUCAAGUUCGACAAUGCAGCCUUUGGGGAAUAAUUAUGGGAUUGGUUCAACUUCGACAAUGCAAUCUAUGGAUCAGUACCCUUUCAUAUACAAUGAUUCUACUCGUGAUAUUGGUUCAAGUUCGACAAUGCAGCCUAUGGAUCAGUACAAUGACUCUACUCAUGAUACGUCUUAUGGAUUCAUGUAG
Solanum stenotomum is the source of this 1206-nucleotide messenger RNA. Its product is annotated as MADS-box transcription factor 14-like. The record is from RefSeq and is a predicted model, not a curated record. Lineage: Eukaryota; Viridiplantae; Streptophyta; Magnoliopsida; Solanales; Solanaceae. The transcript has a single exon. Gene Ontology annotation, biological process: positive regulation of transcription by RNA polymerase II. Bases 1 to 1206 code for a protein of 401 amino acids. Gene Ontology annotation, molecular function: RNA polymerase II cis-regulatory region sequence-specific DNA binding; protein dimerization activity; DNA-binding transcription factor activity, RNA polymerase II-specific.